Messenger RNA from Quercus lobata, 2427 nucleotides. Its product is annotated as beta-glucosidase BoGH3B-like. The record is from RefSeq and is a predicted model, not a curated record. Lineage: Eukaryota; Viridiplantae; Streptophyta; Magnoliopsida; Fagales; Fagaceae. Gene Ontology annotation, biological process: glucan catabolic process. Gene Ontology annotation, molecular function: beta-glucosidase activity. The coding region runs from base 429 to 2330 and encodes 633 amino acids. The transcript is spliced from 10 exons.
UUCUCUCAUUUAUUACCCUACCUACCCCACAGCCCAUUCUGCAUAUUUCAAGUUCAAAAUCUUGUCUCUCUCAAAACUUUGAAGAACAAUGGAGAACUGACCGAAACAGCACUCCUUUUGCUCGUUGCUUCUGUCUUGACGCCGAAUGCAGUUAAGCAUGUAUUAAACUUUUUUUUCCCUUUUGUUUUCUCUCUAUCUCACACUAAGCACUCUCUCACAUCACACCUAUACCUCAAAACCUCUCUCUUCUCUCUCUAUAUUCAGACCCAUAACUUCAACUCAUGCCGGCCGAAUCUUGUAUUUCGGCCGAAAUUGACCGAAACAGCCCGGAACACCCGAAACUCACCGGAACAGGCCGAAAUUUGAUCCGAGGUGGAACAGGGGGGACUAUUGUUCCAGUUUAUAUGCCGGACUUGUAGGGGGACAAAAUGGCAAGAAUUUCAACCCCCUUCCUGGGAUUUUUGAUUUUAGUAUUAUGUUGCUAUGCAUCCAACAUGGCAAAAGUGACAGGAUACACGGCAUACACAGACCCGAACCAGCCAAUUCGUAUUAGGAUCAGGGAUCUCAUGAUGAGAAUGACUCUUCAAGAAAAGAUUGGUCAGAUGGUCCAAAUUGAACGUGCCAAUGCCUCUGCUGAAAUCAUGAAUAAAUUCUUUAUUGGAAGUGUAUUAAGUGGUGGAGGGAGUGUCCCUGCUCCUAUGGCUACUGCACAGCAAUGGAUUGAUGCAGUGAACGAUUUUCAGAAAGGGGCUAUGUCCACUCGUCUUGCAAUCCCUAUGAUAUAUGGAAUUGAUGCUGUUCAUGGCCACAACAAUGCGUACAAUGCAACCAUUUUUCCUCAUAAUGUGGGCCUUGGAGUGACCAGAGAUCCUGACCUUAUAAGGAGGAUCGGGAGUGCAACUGCACGUGAAGUUCGAGCCACUGGAAUUCCUUAUACAUUUGCUCCAUGUGUUGCGGUCUGCAGAGAUCCGAGGUGGGGUCGAUGCUACGAGAGCUACAGUGAGGACCCCAAGAUUGUCAAAAUGAUGACUGAGAUCAUCUCAGGGUUGCAAGGAGAACUCCCUAAUAAUUCUUAUUUCUCCCAUCCAUAUAUUGAAGGAAAGAAUAAGGUGGCAGCUUGUGCAAAGCACUAUGUUGGUGAUGGAGGCACAAUGAAGGGCAUUAAUGAAAAUGACACCAUUGUUACCCCGCGAGUAUUGUUCGGCAUCCACAUGCCUCCUUACUAUAUUUCAAUCAUUAAGGGUGUUUCUACUAUCAUGGUAUCCUACUCGAGUGUGAACGGAGUGAAGAUGCAUGCAAACGAAAGGUUGGUGACUCGGUUUCUUAAGAAAAGACUCCAUUUUGAGGGUUUCGUCAUCUCAGAUUGGCAAGGACUUGACAGGAUUACCUCUCCACCACAUGCAAACUACACAUAUUCUAUUCAAGCUGCAAUUCUAGCUGGAAUUGACAUGGUCAUGGUUCCUUACAAUUACCCAGAAUUUAUUGAUGGCUUGACCGAUCUGGUUAAUAAGAAUGUCAUUCCCAUGAGCCGAAUAGAUGAUGCCGUAAGUAGGAUCUUGCGGGUUAAGUUCACCUUGGGUCUCUUUGAGAACCCUAUGGCUGAUAACAGUCUAGCUGAUAUGCUUGGAGCCCAGGAAAAUAGAGAUAUUGCUAGGGAAGCUGUGAGGAAAUCUCUUGUUUUAUUAAAAAAUGGAAAGCCUACGUAUGCUGGGGGUGUUUUGCCCCUCAUCAAGGAACAGCCAAAGAUUCUUGUUGUUGGAACUCAUGCAGACAACUUGGGCUAUCAAUGCGGUGGAUGGACAAUCGAAUGGCAAGGACUCAGUGGCAAUGACCUCACAAUUGGAACCACCAUCCUCCAAGGCAUUCAAGAAACUGUUGACCCAAGCACCAAGGUGGAAUUCAUUGAGAACCCAGACCCUGCCACAGUGAGGUUCAGUUCUUUCUCAUAUGCUAUUGUGGUAGUAGGUGAGAAACCAUAUGCAGAGACUAAUGGUGAUAAUAUGGACCUCACACUCCCCGAUCCCGGACCAAGUAUAAUCAACAAUACAUGCAGCAAUAUCAAGUGUGUUGUAGUUGUCAUCUCCGGGCGUCCCCUUGUGCUUGAACCAUAUCUUGAAUCAAUGGAUGGUCUUGUGGCUGCAUGGCUCCCAGGUACUGAAGGCAAAGGUGUGGCUGAGGUUCUUUUUGGUGAUUAUGGAUUCACUGGCAAGUUGGCUAGAACUUGGUUUAGACGAGUUGAUCAACUCCCAAUGAAUAUUGGGGAUCCAAACUAUGAUCCACUCUUCCCAUUUGGAUAUGGCCUUACAACUGAACCAACAGUGCAAACGUAAACUACCAUUAUAGGAAGACGUUUUUUUUUUUUUUUUUUUUACAUCAUAAAGAAAGUAGACAUGAUUGUAUCUUACAAAAGUUUCUAAAUAUGUGAUU